Molecule: messenger RNA, 1724 nt
Organism: Phyllotreta striolata
Lineage: Eukaryota; Metazoa; Arthropoda; Insecta; Coleoptera; Chrysomelidae
Source: the annotation of a GenBank genome assembly
GAAAAUCUCACUACAGUUCGGCAGCGCAGUCGAGCAUGUCGUUUCGCAUCCUCUUCUUGGUGGCACUGCUGUCGACGGAGGGCUCCCUCUUCCAAUACAAACACCACAACAACGAGGAGCUGCUGGAGGUGCUGCAGGACGUGAAUUCCAAAUGCCCCAACAUCAGCAGGAUUUACACGCUGAGCGAGAAUUCGGUGCUGGGCAUUCCUCUCUACGUUAUCGAAUUCUCGCUUAAGCCAGGACAUCAUGAAAUUUUGAAGCCGGAAUUCAAGUACAUCGCGAACAUGCACGGCAACGAAGUUUUAGGGCGAGAAUUAAUGCUAAAACUGGCGGAUUACUUGUGCGAGCAGUACAGAAAGGGCGAUCCCAAAAUUAGGGCGCUCAUUCAAUCUACGAGGAUCCACCUCAUGCCUAGCAUGAAUCCGGACGGCUGGCAAUUGGCCACGGAUACGGGAGGCAAAGAUUUCCUGAUCGGUCGCACCAACAACAAUUCGAUUGAUUUAAAUCGCAAUUUCCCGAAUUUGGAUAGGAUCGCGUUUACCAAUGAGGACGAGCACAUUGAUCACAAUAAUCAUCUGUUGGAACAACUCACGCAACUUAACGAGCCACUUCAGCCUGAAACAAAGGCGGUAAUCAGAUUCAUCAUGCAAAUUCCGUUCGUGCUCUCAGCUAAUUUACAUGGGGGUGAUUUAGUAGCCAAUUAUCCUUACGAUGACAGCAAAUCCGGAAGGCAACGCGGGGAAUAUACCGCAACUCCGGACGAUGAAACAUUUAGGCAUUUGGCAUUGGCAUACUCCACUCACCACGCGGAUAUGGCGAACGUGAACAGAAAGGGAUGUGGCGAUUUCGAAAGCAAUUCGUUUCCGAAGCAAGGGGGAAUCACCAACGGCGCCAAGUGGUACAGUUUACAAGGAGGCAUGCAAGAUUUUAAUUAUCUCUCGAGCAACGAUUUCGAAAUUACGUUGGAAUUGGGUUGCGAUAAAUAUCCUCCGGCCAGGGACUUGGAAAAUGAGUGGAAGAGAAAUAAGGAGGCUCUUUUGAAUUACAUGUGGCAGACACACAUCGGGAUUAAAGGAGUAGUCUAUGAUGUCCAAUCGAAGAGGGGCAUUCCGAAUGCGGUUAUUCACGUCAAAAAUCUCACAAGUGCGAAUUCAUACGACAUUAACCACGACGUUACAUCGGUUCAUGAUGGCGAUUACUACAGACUUUUGACUCCCGGAAAUUACAAAGUUACUGCAUACAGAGACGGUUAUUUACCUCACACGAAGUUAGUGACGGUUACUAAUAAACCUCACAGCCCAGCUCAAAGGGUAGAUUUUCCCUUAAAAUCCAUAAGCAUUCCUCCGUACAUGAGAUUCCAAACGGACAACUAUAUCAAUUCUAAAAUAGAAGAAGAUUUCGACAAUUGGGCCGAAGAUGCCGGACCGGUUCAAGAACCAAUUGCCGUGCAAUAAAUGAAAAUGUAACGGUGAUUCCAAUAUUCAGUGUCAAAAUUUUCGAUCACAAACUAGUUUAUUUUACGCACACAUUCAUACAAUAUAGUAGAAAACCAGUAACCCCAUGAUUUUUAGCUCAUUAAGUCGUUGUUUAGAAGAAUUUCUACGAAAUAUAGAUCAUAAGAUUUCGAGUUGGAAUUUAUAGGAAAGGGAGACAAUUUUAUAGGAGCAAUGUAUGAUUUUUAAAUUUAUAAUCUAUUAUUUAAUUAAACUAUUAUUUGAAUUUAU